Messenger RNA from Lolium perenne, 1098 nucleotides. Lineage: Eukaryota; Viridiplantae; Streptophyta; Magnoliopsida; Poales; Poaceae. The record is from RefSeq and is a predicted model, not a curated record.
AUGGAGCCACUGCAGACCCGUACUCCAAAGAAGAAGCUGGAUGAUACACCCUCAGUGGGAAGACAGGUUGAAGUGGGCUGGACUACUACCUUUCGCUCGAUUAGUGGAGGCCCGAGAGAACGUUUCGCGUCCCGAACUACGAUGCUCGCUUUGAUCACUCGCUUAGUGGAUCGAUGGAGGCCCGAGACUCACACCUUCCACUUUCGCUGGGGUGAGAUGGCUCCUACUCUACAGGACGUGUCUAUGUUGCUGGGCCUUCCGUUGGCUGGUGAGCCCAUCGGCCCAUUGGAGGAACCCGUGGGAUGGAUGCACAGCAUGGAUGCACGUUUCGUUGGUGUUCGCGAGGGCGUUGGGCCUAUCUCUUUUGAGGCUCACGGCCCUCGUCAGGCGUGGCUACACGAGUUCCAGAUCGAGCAGUUCGGAUACCCCGAUGUACCGAUGACUGCGGCCCAGAUCACUCGCAGCUUGGAGGCGUACCUCAUGUGGCUACUCGGGAAGACGAUGUUCACGGACAAUCACGGGAAUACGAUCAGUGCGCGGUACAUCCCUAUAGCUCAGGAGAUAGCAGAGGCCACCGAAGCAGAGCACAUCAUUCAGAGGAGCUGGGGUUCUGCGGUCUUAGCCGCUACGUACCGAGGUAUGUGUAAGGGUUGCCAGCUAACCUCGCAUGGUUCUGGCAUCGUUGGUUGUCCACUCCUGUUGCAGCUCUGGUCAUGGGCGAGGUUUCCCAUCGGCCGUCCUGAGAUUAGAGAUGGAUCUUGGCCGCCAGACGAGUUGUACGACGCAGAGCGCAUCGACAUGCCGACGUUUGGUUCUCUAUGGACAUCGCGGAAGAGACAUUUUGGGCAUAAUCAGCUAAGAAAUUGCUACCCAGCAUUCACAGAGCAGUUUGACCUACUACUAGAGAGCGAUGUCACCUGGGAGCCAUACAGUGAGGACCACCGCGACGAGGCAUACCCAGGCGGUAUAUCGAACAUGUGUACCAGAGAUUGGGCCUACUGGAUGACGAAGGCGAAGAUCAUCUUCGAUAUCUUCGUGGAGGAGAUGUCGCAGCAGAGGGUCAUGAGCCAUACAGAUUUAGAUGAAGUUAUCAAUUGA